ACGCGCAACAUAUGACACAGUCUGUGUGCACCAUAUCACGUCGGAGAGAAGCGUCCAAUCUCUCACCCGACGUAUGUGCUAGUGUUCUUAGCCGGAGUCCUAUCCAGUCCCUUGAUACGAAGUGAUGGAGGUCCCUGAAUUCGAAGUCUACCCCGGAUCGUCGUGGCCUGUCGCUCGUAGCGCGCCUUCGUCUUUUUCCUACUGAUGUGCUGGGCAUGCCUUCCUUGAUACCGCUGGACGAUUACCUCGGGGCCAUCCUGAUUGGGCUGCUUCUAUCUACCGUUUUGUACGGAGUAACUUGUCUUCAGACAUACCUUUACUACACUCGGUAUUCGAAGGGGGACGGUCGUGGUCUGAAAGCACUGGUUGCUAUUAUCUUCGUUGUGGACACCUUCCAUGUUAUUUUGUUGACAAUCUCUUACUAUCACUAUACCGUGACAAAUUUCGGCGACUACAUUGCGCUGGAAAAUGACGUCUGGAGCUUGUCGGUCCAGGUCGGCGUUGGAGCUUUGGCGGGAUUUCUUGUGCAGCUCUUCUUUGCCUACCGAAUAUACGGGUUAAGCGAGAGAAGGAUACAGAUUCCGGGUGCAAUCUGUGUCCUGGCACUAUUUCAACUAGCGUCUUUGAUUGCAUACACCAUCAUCGGCUUCGAGGAUCAUUACGUCGGUUCCAUGAAGAAUGGAGCGAGGGCAACUAUAGGCUGUGGCUUAUCGGCGAACAUCGCUUGUGAUCUGGUCAUAGCUGCCGCGAACAUAUAUUUCCUUGAGAUCCGACGAACGUUGUCUCAGAGGUCAAACAAAGCUAUCAAAAUACUCAUCAUCUAUACAUUCAAUACAUACAUCCUUGUCACGGUGUUCGCUAUCGUGUGCCUGAUCACGUGGUUGACCUGCCCCGGCCUCAUCUUCGGUGCUGUUGAGUUUAUCUUGGUCCGACUAUACCCGUGUUCCCUCCUUUGCCUCCUCAACUCGCGAGAGAGUAUUCGGCGAGCUCUGGAGGGACAAACGGGCCCACGCCGGAUGUCGAUCGACGAGCUGUCUACCUCUAUGCAAGAGGCGACGCUAUUUACUGAAGAUCAGCAUCUGGUAAAACCAAACUUGUUACAGGAGUCGUCAUCAGUGUCGCAGCCUCAGACUAAGAGGGACAAAUGGUUCCCGCUGGACGAGGCUCAAGAAGAGGUGUAGGAUACUCUGUACAUUUACACUUUCUGUUGAGGUGGUUCCGAUCUGCAGUAUGUAUCGCGCCUGGUUGCCGUGUAAUGCAAGGUCGAGGGCUCACAUUGAAAA
Messenger RNA from Fomitopsis serialis, 1283 nucleotides. RefSeq lists its product as uncharacterized. The record is from RefSeq and is a predicted model, not a curated record. Lineage: Eukaryota; Fungi; Basidiomycota; Agaricomycetes; Polyporales; Fomitopsidaceae. The coding region runs from base 216 to 1181 and encodes 321 amino acids. The transcript has 20 exons.